UCAUGGGGCCCCUGUGUCCUUGCCCAAACUCAAAAAAGCCUAUGAAAAAAGGUACUAGGGGCAUCUUAUGGUGCCCCCUACUGACCCAGGGCCCUCGGGCAGUGCCCGAGUUUUCAAAUGGUCAGUCCGCCCCUGGUUGCUACUAAAUGUCUUAGUGACAGCAGGGCACAGGUAGCUGGUAUUAAGCUGCCUGUCUAUGAGAAGGGACUCUGUUUUUUAUUUUCUCUUGGUAAUCAUUUGUACAAUACACAAAACUUCUGCAAAUGUUUAAUGUGAUAUU
Molecule: messenger RNA, 280 nt
Organism: Staurois parvus
Lineage: Eukaryota; Metazoa; Chordata; Amphibia; Anura; Ranidae
Source: the annotation of a GenBank genome assembly